Molecule: messenger RNA, 468 nt
Organism: Aspergillus pseudonomiae
Lineage: Eukaryota; Fungi; Ascomycota; Eurotiomycetes; Eurotiales; Aspergillaceae
Exons: 1
Coding region: 1-468 (155 amino acids)
Source: RefSeq, a predicted model, not a curated record
AUGCCAAAUAACCCAAUCUUCUUCGACACCAAUGGCCUCUACAUCCUGGUCUCCGACCUCGGCUCUGAUAUCCAGUUCCACUGGGCCCUCUACCUUGCCCAAAGUCAGGGCCAAGGCAUCAUGUUCCAUGUGAUCAACAGCAUCGAGACGGGCAAUCAGUGGCAAUAUCAAACCAAGCCUAUUACCGGCAUUCCAAAUUCACUCAAUCUGCUCGUCUCCUUGAAGAUCGCGGUAAUGGACCCUGCAUUGCAUGUUGCACUGGUAGAUCGACUUGCUGCUGUUCCUGAAACCCCGCCGAUCACUUGCCGGUUGUGGCUGAAGCGAGCACUGCAUGAACUGGAUGAGGAGGGGUAUAUUCAACUCACGGGGAGCAUUGAUGAUAUUGAACAGGAGGCUCUUACUGAAGCGGCGGAGAAUCAGCCGCGGAGGAUACGUACUGGCCUUUGUAGUCGCUAUUGUGUGGUUUAG